AUGUUGCGCAUCAUGCUGGUUUCCGGAAAAGAGGUAACCAGCAUUCCUCUCACAGAGCUGAGCGACGUCAAGGCCUUGAAGCAACGACUGCAUCAGCAGCAGGGCCUGCCGCCACGUUUCAGGCAAAGGCUUGUUCAUGGGGGCAGCACUUUGGGGGAUGAGAUCAAAUUCGACUCUGUCUUGGAUCCAGAUGGUGUGGCUGCGACAUCUUCCGAGGCCACAGACAAGAUGCAGCGACAGGUCACUGCUGCGGCUGACCACGGUUCCCCGCGCACUGCAACGUUGAAGCGGCGAUUGGACCCCGAGGACGGUGCGCCGCCACCAUGCAAGCAAAGGAGGCUUCACGAGCUGAAGGCUUCCAUUGACGGCGUGGACGUCGUGAUAGAUCUGCAGGUUUUGAUCUUGCCCUUCUCGGAGGCUUCGGACAGCCAACGCAGAGAGCUAUGCCGGGCGGCUCAUCAUGGCCGUUUGCACAAGGCCGGUGCCCGUGACUUCCCCGACAGGAACUGCAAGGAGGACGAGCUUGAUUUCUAUGCUGCCGCCUUGUAUCAGUUGAUCGAGGGCGUGAAAAAAGAUCAGCCGGUGGAGUUCAAGAAAUUCGACGAUGAGCUGGCAAUCCUUCAAGAGAAGCUUUCGGAUGUCGUCACUGAGAAGAUGGUCAAAAUGGUCUCGCAAGACGACAUGGGCGGAGACGAUGACACUCCUCUGCCAGCGUGCCCCGCCGACUUUGGAAUCGAAGCCGGUGACUUCUUGACAUUUUCGUACGGAGGGCCCAACUUUGAGGAGGCGGGCGGGAUUAUGAAGGAGAUUGCAUUCGAAGAUGAAGCUAUGCAGUUACGAAUCCACUAUUCCUACGGCCCGUACUUUGACUAUUCGCAGACCUUCAACACGACCUCGGACGUCGAGUAUAAGAAUCGCACCCUCGGGUCGAAGGUGGGUAGAUUCUUUGAGCUCUCCUGGAAGCACACGCUGAACGCCAUCGUGCGAGCUGGGAAGGCUGUGGGCGAUUUAACGGCGAAUGGGGGGAAGCUCUUGUGGGAUAUGACGGUGAAUGCUGGAAAGGUCUUGGGGAAGAUGGCGAUGUGGACCGGUGCUGGGGUAGCGAAAGUCUACUCACGUGUCAGGCAGACCACUCCGCACACGAACCAGACGAAAUGGACGCACACAGAGAUGGGCAUUGGUGGUGGCAGAACCAUUUCAGCGUAUGGCCGUGGUGUUUACAGCAAUGGCUUUCCAGUCUGCAAGAAUCCUGGGGAAAUCGUGAUUUCACGCUUCGUUGGCGACGGAACCGUCAAUGCGGCCGCCUAUCGGAAGCUAGCUGCUGAGCGGGCGCUCAUGUGGGAGCCGUAUCUUGGCCACUAUGCAGACACUGUGGGGCAGUGGCACAGAGCUGUUUUCGGUCACUGCAUGUCAUGGCUUGGCACGCCGGGAAAGUCGGAAUAUUUUGAAGCUGUCACACCAGAGAGGGUGGAGGAGAUGUGGAACUACACCCCGAGCGAGCAGGACACUGAGAGAGGAUUCUUCGACGGCAUGCGCGACAAUUUCCGCACACAUGCUAGCACCAACCACAGCAACCACACCCGGAUCAAGCCGAAGGCGAUGUUUUGCUCAAAGCUUGUGGCGGCCGUCUGGUCUUCCACCAUUGGCAACCCGACCGCUUCCCCCGAUGCGCAGCCUCGCUCGGAAGAUCUGAAGAAGAUGUUCCCCUUCAACCCUGGCGCCUGCAGCCCUUGGACUUUGGUCCAGUGGCUGCUGAGCAAGAAGGGACGUGAGACGUGGCACUCCUGCAUUGCUGAGCCGGGGAGGAAUUUUCAUGCCUGCGGUUGGUACAGGUAA
Messenger RNA from Symbiodinium sp. CCMP2592, 1836 nucleotides. NCBI's taxonomy places the organism in Eukaryota, Dinophyceae, Suessiales, Symbiodiniaceae. The record is from the annotation of a GenBank genome assembly.